Molecule: messenger RNA, 1338 nt
Organism: Exophiala spinifera
Lineage: Eukaryota; Fungi; Ascomycota; Eurotiomycetes; Chaetothyriales; Herpotrichiellaceae
Exons: 1
Coding region: 1-1338 (445 amino acids)
Cellular component (GO): cytosol
Molecular function (GO): magnesium ion binding; holo-[acyl-carrier-protein] synthase activity
Source: RefSeq, a predicted model, not a curated record
AUGUCUGCCUCGCCUCAUCCUGUCCCACCCCCAAAACACCCGUCGGCCAUGACGCGCUUCUACAUUGACACCCGACCCCUCGUCACGGCGUCACCCAAAUCCCUCCCUUUGCUCUCGACACUACAAUUCAGCGAACAGGAAUCGAUAACCCGCUUCCUCCGACCCGCCGACAGAUUCAUGUCCCUAGCAAGCGCCCUGUUGAAAUACACAUUCAUCCACCGCGAGGCCGGCAUGCCCUGGUCCGACAUUCGUAUCUCACGCACACCGGCACCGCACAAGCGGCCAUACUGGGAACCACCUGAACUCUGGACGAGGCAAACCACGAGUCCCUCCGACCCCAUGCCGUCCGAGACAAAAGGUCUCGAAUUCAACGUGUCCCACCAAGCAGGUCUCGUGGCCAUCCUGGGCUGCACGACCCCCACGGCACAGCUUCCCACCGCCCCGUCCAAGUCAAUCUCCCAGGUCACGCCGCUUUCGCCGACGCCGCCGACCGGCAGCUUCGACCAACUGAGUCUGACGGGACACCACAUGCCGACCCUCGGCGACGGCCAGGUCCGUCUAGGAGUCGACAUAGCGUGCACGAACGAAGACAAGCGCACGCCCAAGGACGUGACGACGCAGGCCAAGUUCGACGAAUGGGUCGACAUCUUCGCCGAAAUGUUCUCGGACCGCGAGCGUCGCACCAUGCGCUUCGCACCCGUCCACAUGCCCGUCUCGGAGCGUGAGGAGGGCGACUACAGCAGCAGCAGCAGCAGUGACUCGUCUUCGUCCGCCGGCGACGUCUACACGUCCGUCACCGCCCAGGGGGGUCGAGGCCGAGAAGCCAAGACCAUCGAGCAGAAGCUCCGCCGGUUCUACGCCUACUGGGCACUAAAGGAAGCGUAUAUCAAAAUGGUAGGCGAGGGUCUGUUGGCAAGUUGGCUUAGGGAGCUGGAGUUUCUGGACGUCGUGCCGCCGGCCAUCCCGGACGCCGUGAUCAAGGCAAGGCGCAUACAGCGCAAGCGAAAUCGUGGCCGCAGUGUUGCAAGUGGCGCAAACACUGCACCGAACGCCCAAGCCGGGAACCAUGCGCACCUACACCCUGAUGAGCUGCUGCACGAGGCGCAAAAGUGGACGACGCCCGAGAAAGCGGAGCGGGGAGUGACGACACUGUUCCGUGGGGACCGGGUCGACGACGUGGACAUCGAGCUUGUCGCGUACGACGAGGACUUUCUGAUCGCGACGGCCACGAGGGGACUGCGCGAACUGGACCGCCCAGAGGGUAGAAGGUGGAUCAGGCUGGACAUCGAGCGGGACAUCAGGCCCUGCGCCGAGGGUCGGUGUAGUUGUCUACUGUAG